AUGCAGCUCUGUAAAAGUGUAUUGCUUUACACGAUAUUAUGUAUUGCCAUCCUCUUUAGUGAACUUUCUUGUUUAUCACACUCGAAGGAAUCAGAUUUAAAUGAUCCCAACCUAGCAAAGCGCCAAACAGACCAAUCUCCUACAUCUAGCUCAGGAUCAACAGGUCACCCGCAUUCUUUACUAGAGCAAUACAAGAAAAGCAAAUCGUCAACAUCACCUCUUUCUUCUUCUUCUUCAUCAUCUAGCACAGUACUAACAGGUUCUCCGCCUUCUUUAUCAGAGCAAAACAAGAAACGCAAAUGGUCAACAACAUCUCUUUCUGAGACAGAUCGGAAUGCCCUUAAGGCAGCAGAAGCAUUUCUGAAUGAUGAUCAUAUGUCCCUCGAACAGGCGUUGAAAAAACAUAUGACGAAGCGCGAGCCUAAACUUUUUACCAAUGAAGUUCUACAUCGAAGCAAAGUUCAUGGAAGACCAGCUGGCUAUGAGUCUGUGAAACAAACAGCAGCACGACACGCAGAAUCAGUACUACGAUCGGGCAAACAUACAGAAGAAGAGGCAAGAAAGAUAGGACAAGCAAUGGUCGACCGAAAGAAUCAGCGCAGGGUUGAUCGAAGGGCAUAUUGGAUAAAUAUGGCAAAUACAGAUCCUUCACAGGUACGUCAUCAACAUGAGAAUGUUCCUCUUCGACUUUCAAAGCAUCAUUAUGUAGCCCUUAGAUCUCAUCAGCUAGAUUAUCAAGGGAAGGCUGAAAAUAUGCACGUGGCCAAGAAGAUGGCAGAGGAAGAAACUGAAAAGGCUCACGCUCGGAAAAGUGAUAGAGAACGUAAUCGGAGAGCAAAGCUUAAGCAAAAGAGGCUAGGCCAAAGCUAGUUCUCUUUCACAUUCCAUUCCUUCUUGCACAUCUGUCAGCUAUUUCAUAACUUUUUAAUAAACUAUAGUAUCCACGACUAGAUUCUCUAUCACUUAGGAGACUGUUAAUGCAAAAGGUACAUUCUCAUCAACCUCUAUAGCCUAAUGAUAUAAGGUACUGCAAUUGCCAAUUUCGUAAUCUUGGACGGAGAGAAGCCAAUAAGGAAGAGCACGAUCGCUUUCAAAUGCA
Molecule: messenger RNA, 1099 nt
Organism: Meira miltonrushii
Lineage: Eukaryota; Fungi; Basidiomycota; Exobasidiomycetes; Exobasidiales; Brachybasidiaceae
Exons: 1
Coding region: 1-870 (289 amino acids)
Source: RefSeq, a predicted model, not a curated record